Messenger RNA from Paramecium pentaurelia, 443 nucleotides. NCBI's taxonomy places the organism in Eukaryota, Ciliophora, Oligohymenophorea, Peniculida, Parameciidae. The record is from the annotation of a GenBank genome assembly.
AUGCAAAUGACAGUUUACAAAUAAUUUUUAUAUCGAACUCAGACAAGUUUUUUCUCAAAAUAAGUAUUAUAAAUAUUCAAAUUAUAGAGUCUCAGAAUAGAAUACUAUUAAGAUACAUACAAUCCUGUUUAAAUCCUAAAUGGAGUUUAAUAGCUCUCUUCUUAUUCGUUUAUUUUUUGUCUUUAUGUCUUAGUACUAAUUAAUCAAGUAAUUAUAUUUUUUAAAUUUAGUAUGAUAUUCUAAAAAGGGUUAUUAUAUAGAUAAAAUAAUAGUGGGAAGUUAUUUAGUAACAAAUUAUCUAUUCAGAUGAUAGGUGUAGAUACAAAUUGUUAUUUUUUAAACCUUCUGUGAUUUCAAUAUUCCUUAAUUUCAUCCUAUACUUUGCUUUGAGUUCAUUUCUAAAGUUUUCACAUUUGUUAGCUAAGAUAGAUUACUUCUGUUGA